UGUGACGGAGUAGUUGUAUAGUAUGGUAUUAGUACUUUUACUGUGACGGAGUAGUUGUAUAGUGUGGUAUUAGUACUUUUACUGCAGUAAAGGAUCUGAGUACUUUCCGUAGUUUCUGAGGCGUCUCUCUGCUCAGUUUUCAGACUUGAUGAACAAACCGACGACAGAAACAGGUUUUAAUCAUCAAACUAACAGAACUCAUCAACAUUAAGAAGCGUCUCACUGACCUGAGAGGAUUUAACUUCCUGUCGUUUUCAGUCGAACCUAAACGUGAUGUUUGUAUCAUCAACUGAUUUAAUGUCUAACUACAUUUAGUAAAGUGAUAAAUUAGUUUACGGUAAACAUGACGCUCAGCGUUCUCGUAAUAAAGCGACAUUAUUUCCACAUAUAUCGAGUUUCCUCGUCCGCCGCGGUCACAAACAUCGAAUGUCGGAGCAACAAGUGGAACUAUUAGUCAGCCAAUAGAAACACUGAUUCAACGGUUUCAUUUCAGAGCCUCCUGAGUCCUGAUCUGACAUCAGAGUCCUGAUCUGAGAUCAGAGUCCUGGUCUCAGAUCAGAGUCCUAGUCUGAGAUCAGUUUCACUCAAACAUCAUCAAGCAGCUCCACGUCAUUAGUGUUGAAACUUUAUAUUAUUAACAUCAUUAUUAUUAUUACUAUUAUUAUCAUCACCAUCAUCAUCAUUAUUAUUAUCAUAUGUGCAGACAGACUCUGGUGUGUUUAAGCUGCUUCACAUUAAUAUUAAUAUUGAUAUUAAUAUUAAUGUGUCAGUUUAUUUAGACUGAAAUGAAACUUCACUUGGUGGAGUCACCUCUGAUCUGUCGCUCAAUGUUAACAAUGUUUAUGUUGAUAUAUUAGUAAUAAUGUUAACAAUGUUGAUGAUGUAACUGUAUUAGUAAUAAUGGUAUUGUAUUAAUAAUAAUGUUAAUAAUGUUAAUGUUUUAGGAAACAAUUAGUAAACCUUUGAUAUGUUUGAUCAAAUUAAACGUUGUAAUUUAGCGUAUAAAGUGAAAAUCAUCAGCUGUGAUUCAGGACACAUUUCAGUUCAAUAUUUAAGAUGUCCUCAUAAAGAGACGUAAUAAUUAAUACAUAUUAAUUCAUAUUUAAUAAAAUAAUAACUUGUGAAAAGGUGUUGAUCUCAGACAGAGUGAAGGCUUUAAUUCCACAUUUAGCGGGUUGUGUACCUGCAUGAAGCUGCAGUGACUCACCUGGCGGAGGAGACCUGUCCUGGACCGGGUCUCUGCCGUUGUGGUUUGGAUCAGACUCUCUAAGGUUUGAUGACUCACUCAGGUACGAGGUCUCUGUUUGGUCCUGACAGCAUGCAAAUCUGCUGCUCUGUGUUCCAGGUUACCUGAACGCACCUGAAGCUGCCGGCUAACACUGCACACCUGAAGCAUCUCAAACCAGGACCAGAUCCAGAACCAGAACCAGAACCAGAACCCAAACCAAGAUCACCUGAAGAACCAAGACCAGGACUCACUUCAGGUGAAUGUUUUUAAAACUCAGAACGCCAGCUGGUCUUUCUGUAGAACUUCGACUAAACCUGAGGUCUGUUUCAGAACCAGGACCUGCUAUAGACCAGCUGAAACAAAAACCAUCAGGACCAGAACCAUCAGAACCAUGACACCGUCUUCAGUCUUCCUCGUCCUCCUGCACAUCUGCAGCCUCCAUCUGAUAGCGGUCGCCAUGCCGACCUGUCAGCUAGAGGGAAACAUGGUCCAGUCGGCUCAUCACCUGCUCAGAGAUCUGGGGGGGCCGUUUCCUGCCCGCUGCCUGCCGUACAACGCCAACAUCUCCUUCCCAGGCUCCGCCUUCCCUGCUGCCAAAGCCAAUUCCCUGCAGUGCCCCCGAGUAUUAUGGGUAGUGGAUGAGUCACUGGAGGAGGCGGGGAUAAUGUUUGAGGAGCGUGAGCUUCCUGUUGCCUGGGACAACCAGAAGGUCAACAAGUUCAAACACCUGCAGCAACGUCUGGAGGAGGCAGGAAGCUGUUUGCCCAGUGUUGAUGAUUCAGGUGUUUUAUCUUCUUACUUCAGUAAUGUGACAGCAGUUCUGGACCAGCAGGACAGCGCAGGCUGUGGUUGGAUGGCUCUGAAGAGAGAUCUGGUCCGGAUCCUCGAGGCAGCCCUGCACAAGCACCGUGCCUGCUUCAGCUGGAGACCAAUACAGCACCAAAACCACACCCACUGAGGACCAAAACCACGCCCAUUGAGGACAGAGACCACGCCCGUUGAGGACAGAGACCACGCCCGUUGAGGACAGAGACCACGCCCACUGAGGACCAAAACCACGCUCACUGAUGACACUGAAAAUAUUUAUUUAUUUAUUGACCUAGUUUUGUAUUUAUUUAUUCAUAUAUUUAUUUAUAUAUUUAUUAAGACAAAAAAUCUAUAUUUAUUUGAUACUUCAUUUCACAUAUUUAUAUUUAUAUUUAUAAACUAUGUUCCUGCCUAUUUAAAUCGUGUUGUUCUGUUUGUCUCAAUGUUCAAUUUAAUCAGAAUAAAGCAUCUUGAAAUAAAACUCUGACAGUUUGACGUUUACUUUAACACACACACACACACACACACACACACACACACACACACACACACAGACAGUAAACAUGCUGACUCGGCGGUGGAGUGACUCACUGAUGAUAUUUUUUAGUUGAACUGUCUGACUCUCUAACCGUCUCACAGCGAGAGGGUCACAGGUUCAAACCCGAAGCUGCUCCGCGGCGUCCUCCUACAGUCCGACGACAUGCAGGUUAAUUGUUGACUCUAGCUAAUGUUAGCCAAUGCUAAGCUACACAUAGACAGAUACUGAGCCAAACUCAGUUAUCUGUCAUAAAGUUAUUAAAGUAUUAAAGAGUGAAACCAGGUGAAAGGUUACUUUCACUUUCACAUUCAGACUGUAAACACAGUGACUCAUUUUCAACAUUGAAGCCUUUAACUCAUAAUUUUGAAGUCACUCUGACUCACAGACAAAAGUGCAAUUAAUCCAUAAAUGCCACGCAGAUAAAUCAUCACCUGUUCAUUCCCUCUGUUAUUCAUCCAGUUGUGACUUGAGCAGAAGUGAAGAGAUAAAACAGGCCUGUCGGCACAAUCAGAAAACAUUCAAAACCAGACCUCGUGUAUUAAAUAAGUCACAUUAAAAUGAGUCAUUCACAGUAAUGGUACAAUCUGUAGUUUAAACUCAAACCUACUAUAUUAAACUAGGGAUUAGUUAAAUGAAGUAAACAGGAAGUUAAAUCUGACCUUCUGACAGACGAAGGUUUUAUUUACCUCAUGAACAAUAAACUAUCCUCAUUCAAAGAAACCAGAUACUGAUGCAAGUUAGUGAUCUUAACCAGAAACGGCAACGGUAAAAAUCACCGUUAGUGAUCUGUACCAGAAACAGCCCGGUAAAAAUCACCGUUAGUGAUCUUAACCAGAAACGGCCCGGUAAAAAUCACCGUUAGUGAUCUUAACCAGAAACGGCAACGGUAAAAAUCACCGUUAGUGAUCUUUACCGGAAACGGCCCUAGUAAAAAUCACCGUUAGUGGUCUUUACCGGAAACGGCCCUAGUAAAAAUCACCGGUAGUGAUCUUUACCGGAAACGGCCCUAAUAAAAAUCACCAUUAGUGGUCUUUACCGGAAACGGCCCGGUAAAAAUCACCGUUAGUGGUCUUUACCAGAAACGGCCCUAAUAAAAAUCACCGUUAGUGGUCUUUACCGGAAAUGGCCCUAAUAAAAAUCACCGUUAGUGAUCUGUACCAGAAACGGCCCUAAUAAAAAUCACCGUUAGUGGUCUUUACCGGAAACGGCCCUAAUAAAAAUCACCGUUAGUGAUCUGUACCAGAAACGGCCCUAAUAAAAAUCACCGUUAGUGGUCUUUACCGGAAACGGCCCUAGUAAAAAUCACCGUUAGUGAUCUUUACCAGAAACGGCCCUAAUAAAAAUCACCGGUAGUGAUCUUUACCAGAAACGGCCCGGUAAAAAUCACCGUUAGUGGUCUUUACCGGAAACGGCCCUAAUAAAAAUCAC
Molecule: messenger RNA, 4001 nt
Organism: Sebastes umbrosus (honeycomb rockfish)
Lineage: Eukaryota; Metazoa; Chordata; Actinopteri; Perciformes; Sebastidae
Gene: ifnphi3
Product: interferon phi 3
Exons: 5
Coding region: 1620-2186 (188 amino acids)
Biological process (GO): defense response
Cellular component (GO): extracellular region
Molecular function (GO): cytokine receptor binding
Source: RefSeq, a predicted model, not a curated record